AUGUCAGCAGCCGGAUCAAGAGCAUACGAAUCCUCUUAUGUCCGUCACUGCAGCAUCGGGUCAUGGAGCGUAGUCGUUCUCGUUGGCAUGUUACAUUGUGAUUUGUACUGUCCGUCCCCUUGGACAAACAUCGGCAGGGCUGAAGAAGAAUCCCGCGUGGCACCGGAACCGACGAAGCCCGCUGCAGUGAUCCUUCUUCUCUGCCGAGAUGGAGUCUUCAAAGUACUUGGAAUAUCACCAACACCACAGAGCUCCCGCGUUCGACGGGCGAUCCGAGCAACCGAGGAGAACCUUGCUCUGAUCGUUGUCGAUGACAGCGCCAAGGGAAACGGUCAGCAGUAG
This is a messenger RNA of Colletotrichum destructivum, 342 nucleotides long. RefSeq lists its product as uncharacterized. The transcript has 2 exons. NCBI's taxonomy places the organism in Eukaryota, Fungi, Ascomycota, Sordariomycetes, Glomerellales, Glomerellaceae. The record is from RefSeq and is a predicted model, not a curated record. Bases 1 to 342 code for a protein of 113 amino acids.